Coffea eugenioides is the source of this 1881-nucleotide messenger RNA. RefSeq names its product phosphatidylinositol/phosphatidylcholine transfer protein SFH11. The transcript has 12 exons. Bases 105 to 1508 code for a protein of 467 amino acids. The record is from RefSeq and is a predicted model, not a curated record. NCBI's taxonomy places the organism in Eukaryota, Viridiplantae, Streptophyta, Magnoliopsida, Gentianales, Rubiaceae.
UUUCUACAACUCUUAAAAACUCUUGAUGUCGACUAAUUCAUGACUUGAUUAGAUAUGCUGCCCGAUCUUGGACUUAGUAUUUGCAUGAUAAUGCAGGGGUUGACAUGCAGAAGUCAAAGGAGCUGUUGCAGGAAAUAGUUAUUGCAGCUGGUGCAGGAGGGACCAGGAGAUCUCCAUCUUCUAAAGAAGCUCAGGUUGCGAAACAAAAAGCUAAAUCUAUUCAUCCUCCUAUUGAAUUUCACUGGCACUUACCUCCUCCAAAGGAGAAGAAAAGGUCCUUCGGAUCGAAAGACAGCUUCAAGGCGAUAUUGACAAAUCCUUUGGACUCUUUUAGACUAAAAAAGAGCCAAUCAAUGAAAACAAUCCUUGAAGGAGUUCGUAAUCCUAAAGACGAGCAAAUUGUGGAUUCAUUCCGUGAACUGCUUUCUCUUGAGGGUCAUGCAACAGGAAAGCAUUAUGAUUACCACACCCUGUUAAGGUUUCUUAGAACGAGGGAUUUUAAUCAGAACAGAGCAAAAGUAAUGUUUUUGAAUUACCUUAAAUGGAGAGAGGAGUUUGGUGUUGAUGCAAUUGCCAAGGAAUUUAAGUUUGAGGAGUAUAGAGAAGUUAAAGAAUGUUACCCUCAUGGAUUUCAUGGAGUAGAUAAAUAUGGCAGACCAGUUUACAUUGAAAGGCUUGGGAUGGUGGAUAUCGAUAUGCUCCUCCAGAAAACUACCAUUGAGAGAUAUGUGAAGUAUCAUGUUUCCGAACAAGAAAAAACUUUGCAUUGGAGGUUCCCUGCAUGCUCACUUGCUGCAAAGAAGCAUAUAGCGUCCACCACUAGUAUCCUGGAUGUGAAGAAUGUGGGAACUUCAAACUUCUCAAAGCCUGCAAGAUACCUUUUCCUGGAAAUUCAAAAGAUUGACAGCAACUAUUAUCCUGAGACGCUGAAUCGGCUGUAUAUUGUCAACGCUGGAUCAGGGUUCAAGGUCCUUUGGACUGCUAUAAAGGCUUUUCUUGAACCCAGAACUUUGGCAAAGAUCAAAGUGCUGGGAAGUAACUACCUAAGCAGUCUACUAGAAGUUAUAGAUCCAAGUAACCUUCCUACUUUCUUGGGUGGUAGCUGUACAUGUUAUGAUUCUGGAGGCUGCCUGUUCAGUGAUAAAGGACCCUGGAAUGAUCCAGAAAUUACUCAAAUGUUACACACAAUGAUUGCUACAGGAGAAGAGUGUGAGUGUGAGUGUGAGGAUGGAGGAAUGAGAGACCAUGAAGCAGAAGAUGCCUAUGGUGGUGAUACUGAUAAUUUGCAAGUAAAAGAUGUGUAUGACGUUACCCCAGCAACAGAUGAAACCUCUGGGGAACUUGCUGAAACAAAAGGUCCUGAUAGACCCUCAUUGCAGAAAAUCCGAGCUUUUGAAGAUCUGCUUACGGAAGUGAAAAUAAAAAUCGGGACACUGGAAGCUGCACUUGAGGAUACCAAGUUGGUGCUACAAGGGCUUUCACAACAUCUGGAAGAGCUGAAAAGAUGAACCAACUGUAAUUACUACUAAUAAACAGCUGAUGCUUUUCACUUCACCAACUGUUUUCCUGUGAAGUUAAUUUCGGUUCUUGUAGCUUUCUGUCUCAAACAAGAUUUGUAAAUCGUUAAAAGCCAGCAAAGAAAACAGAACGAGUGCUUCAUCAAGUCGGCACAAUUCAUCUACACUAGCUGUAGGCAAGAUUUUGCAAGUACACUUCGAACAAAUCUUCCUCAUGUUCGACAUUCCAAAUAAAAGUUGUGCAACAUGAAUUUGCGAGAUUGUGAGGAAUAUUAAUGUUACAAAAUGUGCACUUAAACAAAGUUUGCAACAUGUUAAGUUUACACAUAGGCUAUAUAGUUUGAGCCAAAAAAAAAAAAAAAAA